Rosa rugosa (rugosa rose) is the source of this 903-nucleotide messenger RNA. RefSeq lists its product as uncharacterized. The record is from RefSeq and is a predicted model, not a curated record. The coding region runs from base 1 to 903 and encodes 300 amino acids. NCBI's taxonomy places the organism in Eukaryota, Viridiplantae, Streptophyta, Magnoliopsida, Rosales, Rosaceae. The transcript has a single exon. Gene Ontology annotation, molecular function: catalytic activity.
AUGGAUAUGGAUGUGCUUAGUUGGAAUUGUAGAGGGAUCUGCAACGAUACUACAACAAGGGCUUUGAAGGAUCUAAUCUCUCAAAAUCGUCCUCAAAUAGUUUUCCUUUGUGAAACCAAAAUCAGUUUGUUAUCUGAUUUUAAUGCCCUACGUGCUGCGUUGGGUUUUCCUCAUGCUUCUGAAGUAUUGAGUAAUGGCCUAUCUGGUGGUUUGGGGAUGUUUUGGACUGAUGAUGUUCAGGCAACGAUCGGGACAGUGUCUGCGCAUCAUAUGGAUCUCUUUGCAGAUUGCGGCGUUGGAAACCCUCGUUGGAGAUUGACGGGGUUUUAUGGCUAUCCUCGUACAGGUGACCGAGAUCGAUCUUGGCAAUUGUUGAGGGAUCUGAGCGACCUUGAUUCCUUGCCAUGGGUUGUCAUUGGGGAUUUCAAUGAAAUCCUCAAUAGUAGUGAGAAGAUAGAAGGUCCAGUUCAAGCAGAACAACAAAUGCGUGGAUUCCGUGAUGCCCUAGGUUAUGGAGACUUACUUGAUCUAGGGUUUCAGGGACCUCAAUCCACUUGGUGGAAUACAGAAACACAACUUCGUUUAGAUAGAGCAGUCUGCAAGCCGGCUUGGUGUGAUGUUUAUGGCCAUGCUCGCUUGCAACAUCUCCCACCAAGCGAUUCUGACCAUGUUCCAAUCUUAUUACAUGCAAGUACUGCGCCUUUGACUACGAAGAAGUUUCGUCACCGUUUCAAGUUUGAGGCUUAUUGGUUACCGAAUCCUGAAUGUGAUGUAGUGGUGAAUAUAGCUUGGUCUAGGGAUGUUACCGGUUCUCUGAUGUACCAGGUUACACAAAAGAUCAGUUAUACUAGACUGGAGUUGGACAAAUGGCAGAAAAGAGCUUUCAAAGGUAGACAGAUGUAG